AUGGAGAAAAAAUGGACAUACUGUGCUGUUUAUUCCAUCAUCCAGAUACAUUUUGUCAGGGGAGUAUGGAAAUUCAAUGCAGAAGAAGACAUUUAUGCCCUACCUGGCUCUGAUGUCAAUCUGACCUGCCAAACACAGAAGAUAGGCUUCUUGGUGCAGGUGCAAUGGUCCAAGGUCACCGACAAGGUAGACCUGAUUGCCCUUUAUCAUCCCCAGCACGGCUUCUACUGUGCCCAUGCGCGUCCUUGUGAGUCACUGGUGGCUUUCACAGAAACUCCCAGGAAUGUGUCAAAAUGGACUCUGAGCUUGAGAAACAUUUCUUCCUCAUUGAGUGGAAAGUACGAGUGUAGCUUUACUCUGUAUCCGGAGGGCAUUCAGACUAAAAUCUACAACCUCCUCAUUCAGACACACGGCACACAGGAUGAAUGGAGAAGCAACCAUACAAUAGAAAUAGAGAUAAAUCAGACUCUGGAAAUACCAUGCUUUCAAAAUAUCUCCUCUGAAAUUUCAUCUGAGUUCACCUUUGCAUGGUUGGUGGAAGACAGCAGCACAGACCUAGGGGUGAGACUUCAGCAGGGUGUGCAGGAGAAUAAUGGAACUCAGGAAACACUUAUCACCGAAGAGCAUCCCAUCAGCCAUUCCACAUUGUUCAAAGACAGAGUCAAGCUGGGUGCAGACUACAGACUCCACCUCUCUCCAGUCCAAAUCCUCGACAACGGACAGACAUUCUCUUGCCACAUCAGAGUCAAGCCUGGCAAAAUCUUGAAGACCUCUACCAGGGUCAAGGUUUUUGCUAAGCCAGAAACCCCCAUGAUUGUGGAAGACUCCAUGGAUGUCUUGAGAGAGAGAACAUUUACCUGCUCACUAAAGAAUGUAUUUCCCAAAGCAAAUCUUACAUGGUUUAUAGAUGGAAGAUUUCUUCAAGAUGAAGAUGAAGGAAUAUACAUUGCUAAUGAAGAGAGAAAAGGCAAAGGCGGAUUGUUGGAACUAAAGUCUGUUUUGACAAGGGUGCAUAGUAAUGAUCCAGCCCAAUCAAACAAUCUGACCAUUUGGUGUAUGGCUCUGUCUCCAGUCCCUGGAAAUAAAGUGUGGAAUAUCUCAUCGGAAAAGAUCACUUUUUCCUUGAGUAAAGAGUUAAGUUCUGUAAAUCCCCCAACAGACUUUCUGCUGAGUGGUACAGAAUCUACGCUUGGCACCCGACCUUCUCCAGCCGACGGUGUAUCUACUACAAGGUACCCAGCUACAUUUUCAAAGGCCCUGGUAGAUAUGAGUACACCAAGGCCAAACACCACACCUCAAACAAGCAAUUCCAGUGUGACUACCCAAGGCUUCAACUACUCAUGGACCUCCAGUGGGACAGAUGCCAAAAAACCAGUUUCAUGGAUACCCAGUGAAAUGUUCAGUUCAUCCCCCCCAGACACAGGCUCAACACUCUAUGAUGACGUCGUUACCAACACAACUACAGCAUUUUCAGAAGUCCCCACAACUAUCAAUGGAUCUACUAAAAAGAAUCAUGUCCACAUCACUGGUACUGUGGUUAAUAAGCCCAAAGACGGAAUGUCCUGGCCAGUGAUUGUAGCAGCUUUACUCUUUCCCUGCAUAGUAUUGUUUGGUCUUGGAGUGAGAAAAUGGUAUCAAUACCAAAAAGAAAUCAUGGAGAGACCCCCACCUUUCAAGCCACCACCACCUCCCAUCAAGUACACCUGCAUUCAAGACCCCAUUGGAAGUGAUCUGCCUUGUCAUGAGAUGGAGACGCUCUAGUCCUGUGAGGCUUUACCAUACGGCAGAACUGUGCUGCAAUUCUAUUGAGAAG
Propithecus coquereli (Coquerel's sifaka) is the source of this 1813-nucleotide messenger RNA. It is a transcript of the gene CD96, whose product is annotated as CD96 molecule. The transcript has 17 exons. The record is from RefSeq and is a predicted model, not a curated record. The coding region runs from base 1 to 1761 and encodes 586 amino acids. Gene Ontology annotation, biological process: inflammatory response; cell-matrix adhesion. Lineage: Eukaryota; Metazoa; Chordata; Mammalia; Primates; Indriidae.